Messenger RNA from Syzygium oleosum, 2148 nucleotides. Its product is annotated as rust resistance kinase Lr10-like. Gene Ontology annotation, biological process: protein phosphorylation. The coding region runs from base 173 to 1294 and encodes 373 amino acids. Gene Ontology annotation, molecular function: protein kinase activity; ATP binding. The transcript is spliced from 3 exons. Lineage: Eukaryota; Viridiplantae; Streptophyta; Magnoliopsida; Myrtales; Myrtaceae. The record is from RefSeq and is a predicted model, not a curated record.
UCAUUUCUAUAACCACUUUUAUUCACGUCGCUUAUUCAAUAGCUACACCGGAGGUUAGGUUUGCGGAUCCAACUACUACGAUGGCGGUGUCCUCGAUGAUAUUGCAUUUUGGGCUACUUGGGAUUUUACAAUAUUAUUAGUGCUUUUUUGUGUAGCAAAGUUCGUAAUCGGGAUGCCAUUUGUCACGAUAUUUCUAAUAUACAAGUAUAGAAGAAGGCACUUGGCAAAUGAUAAGAACAUCGAAGAAUUUUUGCAAGCUCAUAACAACUUUUUGCCCAUAAGGUACUCUUACUCGAAUAUUAAGAAGAUCACCAGAAAUUUUAAGCACAAACUAGGUGAAGGGGGAUUUGGUUCCGUAUACAAAGGAACGCUCAGAAGUGGCAAUGAAGUGGCCAUCAAGAUUUUGAAGAAGUCCAAGGCCCAUGGCCAAGAUUUUAUUAGUGAAGUGGCUACCAUUGGAAGAAUUCACCAUGUUAAUGUAGUGCAACUCAUCGGUUUUUGCUUUGAAGGCUCGAAACAAGCUCUCGUGUAUGAUUUCAUGUCAAAUGGAUCUUUAGAUAAGCACAUUUUCACUGAGGAAGGUGAUAAGUUUCUUGAUUACAAGAAAAUAUAUGAGAUCGCCCUUGGAGUGGCGAAGGGGAUUGAAUAUUUACAUCGGGGUUGUGACAUGCAAAUACUACACUUUGAUAUUAAACCUCACAACAUUCUUUUAGACAAGAAUUUCACUCCGAAAGUUUCUGAUUUCGGACUCGCGAAACUUUAUCCUAUUGAUCAUAGCAUAGUCUCAGUGACUGCUGCAAGAGGAACCUUGGGAUAUAUGGCACCAGAGUUGUUCUACAAAAACAUUGGCGGUGUAUCUUAUAAAGCGGACGUCUAUAGCUUCGGGAUGUUGCUUAUGGAAAUGGCAGGUAGAAGGAAAAAUGUAAAUGCGAAAGCGGAACACUCAAGCCAAAUUUAUUUUCCACUGUGGGUAUACGAUCAAGUCAAUGAAGGAGAAAGUGUUGAAAUGGAAGAAGUUGUAGAAGAGGAAAGGAUUGUGACAAAAAAGAUGAUAAUAGUUGCACUUUGGUGUAUACAGUUAAUUCCUGACCAUCGGCCCCCAAUGAACAAAGUCUUAGAAAUGCUUGAAGGAGAUAUUGGUAAUAUUCAAAUGCCUCCAAAACCAUUUAUUUACCCACCAGAUGAGACAGUUGACGAUGACAAAGCCGAGAUGGAAUUAGAAACAUUCUCAACUUUAUCAAGCGCUCCCAUAAUUUCAGCUAGUUUUCCAUUUGGAGAUAGCAAUGAUGUUUAGAGCACCAUGCACAAUUUGAUUGGAAAAGCUUUGUUCCCCACAAUAUAGUAUUAUGUUGGGAGGGAGUAGAGCUCGUUUAGCUUGCCAGUGAUUACAUUUUGUCUUCUUCUAGCUCCUAGGUUACUGUUGUAUUGUUGUACUUCAUAUAUAGUUUCACUUUCUUGCAUCCUCCUUCAAGAGGUUACAGAUAUUGGUUAGAAAGCAAAUACAAAAACGGUGGGGAAAGGGACAGACAUUGAGGAUUUUCCUCCCUCAUUACGUAAUGUAGGGUAAUUCCAAUUAAAAAGCUAAUUAUAAUACACGAUCUUGCUACUUAAUUACUACAGGCAUAAUCAACGACUUAUGAAUUUAUUUUCAGAGAAAAUAUCCAUAUAUACGUUUUACAAAGUAGACACAUAUGUCUAUGCGAGAAACAACUUUUAUUAAAGUGGAAAGGAAGAAGGUCCUAGAUGAAACAAUUCUAUGAAGUCUAUAUUGGAAGGAACUCAUAUUCCGUUUUAACAUGAAAUUAUUGACGAGUAAUUCUACGAAAUUUUCUUUGUUUCUUCUUAUAUUAGGCCAUGCUUUAUUAGUUUAAUUUGAUGAACUUUUUCAUCUCUCCUGUCUGAUUAACAAAAACUUUAUUUGAUUUAGAAUUUACGUGAAUUACUUUUAACUUCACUAUAAUUUGAUAUACCAUCUUGUUCAUUAAGAAAACCAUGUCCAUGGGUGGUCCAUAUUGUAACCCUUCUUAAGCUUGGACCCCAGAUGGGACGCAUGUGUAGGUUCAUAUAAUAACCUUCUUUGGGAAGCGUUCUCUACAUGUUCGUCUUAUGUGAAUUCUAACUAAUCCAGUUAAUCAUCCCUUAACCAAA